AUGCCGCCCGCCCUAACCGGCGGCGCCGGCUACAAAGCGAACCCGACAUACGACGAAUUCCUCCGCAAACACAGCGGCUUCUACCGUCGCCACAGCGCGGCCUCGAACGCAUUAGAAAGCGACCGUCGCGCCUCGCAGGCCGCUUUAGACCACCACGCCGCUGCUGCCGCUCAAGCCGUGCAGAACGUUGCUGCAUCUGCGGAAGCUGAAGCUGCUGCCGCUAUGGCCGCCGGAACUGGUCGACGAAGCUCAGUCACAUAUGCAGCCGGAGGCGCUGCCACCGCAAAUUCCCGCAAGGGAAGUGUCGCUGUCGCCAGUGAUGUCACGCGCAAGGAUAGUCUGUUUGGUCUGGAGCCUACGGCUGGCAGACGCGUCUCUGAGGAUCGGCGGCCGAGUACGUCGUUGGCAAGUGAUUUGUAUCAUAAGUUGAAGGGGGAUCAUAAGUGA
Messenger RNA from Exophiala dermatitidis NIH/UT8656, 447 nucleotides. RefSeq lists its product as uncharacterized. The record is from RefSeq and is a predicted model, not a curated record. Bases 1 to 447 code for a protein of 148 amino acids. The transcript has a single exon. NCBI's taxonomy places the organism in Eukaryota, Fungi, Ascomycota, Eurotiomycetes, Chaetothyriales, Herpotrichiellaceae.